UUUCCCCAAUGAACACAACCUGUAGAAAAACAAAACACAAAUUCCUGGUUUGGAGUGUCUAAGUCUGACAGUCACAUGGGAAACGCCCUUUGUGGUGAUCAGUUUCAUGUAAUACUUGGAAACCAUGCUUCCAUCAACAUGAUAAAAGAUGACGAUGACAGCGACGACGAUGACAGCGACGACGAUGAUGAAGAUUGCGAGUGUUGGAUUAUGCGAUACAACAUAUUUAUGACAAACUGCACACUCAUGCUUGGUAAAUUUAUGGACGAUCGUGACCGUGUCAAUGUCGUAGUUCUCGGUCUCACGGACCACAUAUGUUAUGGCCAAGGUAUGAAUCUCGAGAUCCAUAGAUCUUCAAGAAGAGCUGAAAACAAUUCUCUUCAUUUCAUUUACUCUUGUGACCCUGGCUUUAAAUAUACUACGUCCUUCAAGUUCAACGAAUCCUUUAAUCGAGACGGUGGUGUUUCGACUUGGGUUUUCUGCUAUGGUAGAGCAGGAAGAGGAGGCCUUGUAGUAAUAGAGGGGAAGAGAAAGAGUAGAGAGGACAACAAACUCUAUGCAAUAACUGUGGCACACUAUUACGCUUUUAAUAGUGGAUAUAUUUUAGGUCAAAACAGCUUAGAUAUCGGUCUUUCUAUGAUUGUUAAUUUUCAUGUGUCUAAUGCUUGUUUGAAUUACACUGUGAAUGGUCCUAUUAGACAUCCUUCAUCAGCCUUGUUUUACAUGUUUGAACAAGUCUAUAAAACCGUGAACUGGAAACUCACGUUGUGUCCUCAUUGCGCUGGUGAUGCUCUGUCUAAAUACAACACAAACAAUAAUCAAUCAACAAACAUGGCCUGGUUGGGGUCGGAGAUCUCAAAAAAUCAGUCUCAACCAUCUGCUUCACACCAACAAAUAGGAUUAACCUCGCAACCAGUUUUGGACAAAAGAUAUCCAAAAUUUUUACCAAAUCCCCCGCAACAUGGUCCUAAGGAAAAUAAGAGAUUACAGUUGAUUGACAAUCAAGACAUCAAAGGAAAUGGGAAUGGUAAUAAUAUUGAAGGGGAUCAAAAGUUUAAAAUUUCUAUUCCAUUUAAAUUUGUCAACAAUUUCCUAAAAAUGUAAAUGCACGAAGCCAAUGCUUAAUGGAAGUGAAUCAUAGUUUUAAGUUAUUAUUAUUAUGUCUAGUCAUAUAUUGUGCCUGACAAUAAAAUCCUAUUAUUAUCUCA
Molecule: messenger RNA, 1208 nt
Organism: Vicia villosa (hairy vetch)
Lineage: Eukaryota; Viridiplantae; Streptophyta; Magnoliopsida; Fabales; Fabaceae
Exons: 1
Coding region: 76-1104 (342 amino acids)
Source: RefSeq, a predicted model, not a curated record